Molecule: messenger RNA, 3074 nt
Organism: Somion occarium
Lineage: Eukaryota; Fungi; Basidiomycota; Agaricomycetes; Polyporales; Cerrenaceae
Source: the annotation of a GenBank genome assembly
CUUCUUUCGCUCGCACACCUCGUACGAUGCCAUCAGCGAGGAGUUCGGAUGGUGUCGAUGUCUUGACCUUGACACGAUCUCUUCGCAAAGCAAGGUCCUGAUCGAUUAGUGAGUUUCUCUCGUGGAAAUAUGCGUCCAUCCUUUAUGCUGUGAAUGUAAAACAACCGUUCAGGAAUUGUAACACGACACAAAUAGCACAAGCAGUUCAGAUUCAGUAGCUGGAAAACGAAAAGCGCAUGAAGCAAAGGUGUUAUCGGAUUGGAAGCUCCAAUGUUAAUGACAAUACGGAUUAGACGCGCGGUUGGCAGGUCUACAAUGUCAACGGAGAACACAUACUUAGGGUGCCGAUUCAAUAAGAGUCAAAACAUCAACUUCUCAACGUAAAGAUGCCGACGGGUUGAAGUUCUAACUCGAAGUGAAGGAGGAGAAAGCCCAUUGUUCUCCAUCCAAAAGAGGCAGGAGGAUAGAAGGCGCCGCUGAGUCAGCCGGUGCCUGACCUUUUGUGGACAGUGAUGGUAACUGUUUGAGGAGAACAAAGAGAGAAAGAGUCAAUUGCGCCCCAUCAGGCUCAUGCGCUGGUCAUUAUUCUUUUUUAUCAUGUUUCCCGCAAGGUCAUUGCUCGGGAAUCUCGGUUCCUUUGUGUUGCAAUAUAUAACCUCCAUCCUCUCCCAUACUACUUCGUUGUCCCGCCUCACGUUUCCUCCCUAGUAUUUUCCUGUCUUUUCUCCUCUCCUCCUUUACAAUGACGGUCUCUAUAGAAAUUGUCCCAUUUACAGACACUCUAGAUAUGUAUGGUGACUCGGAUCGCUCCGUUGCGUAUUCUCUUUCAGGCCAUAUCGUAAUCUCGCUGUCAUCUGCGGGGUCCUUCUUCUCAUACGGAAGACUCUCCAGACUCUUGUUGUCGUCACUCGUUGUCACCUUCGAGGGUCAGUCCGAACUCGUCACUGAAGAAACGGGUUAUUCCGCUGUUCGUCUCUGCUCCAUAUCGCAGGAAUGCGUUCCUGGAGAGCCCGUAGAAUUGACAAGUGAGGGUCAGGAUGAGAAGUCAUAUACUUGGAACGUUGUCUUCAACCUCACCGUACCGGGUUGGCUCCCUGCUACCGGUGUGUUCGGUCAAACCACCACUGGCGAGACCGGAACACGUUAUGCUCUUCAUGCUGUCGCCAAGUUCCAAAGCCCGUCGGAUAACCUUUCCAACUCAUGGCUUUCCGCCCUUUGUCUUCCUCUUCGAUUUUCCUCUCAGGUUGCGAAAGCGCCGAGAUUCCCCAUUGUCCUGAACCGUUUCAUGAGUCCCUCACCACUUGCAUCUACAUCAUCCUCGCUCUUCCCACUAGCAAACUACUCUGUGCUUGCACAGCCAGAUAUCCCUACAAAUGAAGAUGGAGAGCCUCAUGUCCCGCCUGAAGUUCUCUCGAAGCUUCGUGUUUUGGUAUCAAUUCCCGAGUAUAUCGGAAGUGAUGAAGAGACUAUCCCGCUGAACCUUCGUCUUCGUACCGAAGACUUGUCUGAGGAUGACUGCAAGCGUUUCAGAGUGGAAGAGUUCACAGUUGAUGUCGAGCAGACCGAGCGAUACAGGACCGUACCUUUGGCUGCUUAUAAUGCUCAAUUUCCCCUGCCACCACGAAACGAGCAACCACCACACAAACCGUUGCUUGAUCCAAACCCUGUGCAAGCAAUCUACGAGCUUGGACUCUCAUCGUACCCACCACGACAAGUCCUUACCCGCGCGUUCUCCCUUCUCCCAGAAGAUGUAUCCGGCCGAUAUGUCCUCUCGGGGGAUGGUUACAUCUUCACCGACGAUGCGAACUCCUCUGAUCUCACUUGGUACUCCAUGCAAACGAACGUCCCGUUCACCAAAACACAUGAAAGGGACGAACAGGAGAACGACUGGAAGUGCAAACGGAUAUUGAAGCAAUCCAGUUCGAGUCCGUUCUUUGGAGUCAAUCAUCGACUCUACAUCACAUUGAAAUGCACCUAUGACCUUACGGAAGGCGAGAAUCCUGAACGUGCAGCUAAGCACUUAACGCUUCACAUGCCACUGCGCUUCGUUCGCACGCCUCCGCCUACACCCUCAACGUCGACGGCCUCUUCUCCAUCUCCAUCAAGCUCUUCGUUCGACCUCUCCCCUUCUGGUCUUUCCUCACCUACUAGCACAUUGGACUUCCCGGUGGCCAGUCUUCCUUACGCCAACACUCUACCUGCCUACUCUCAACUAUUCGACUACAAUGGUGAUCGAAAAAUCGAUUAUUCUAUCCCACUCCCACUGUACACCCCUCAACCCGCAGCGGACGAGAAAUGUCAAGCUGCUUCAGAACAGUUUGAGAACAUCCCUCUGCAAGAGCUUUAAUGUUAUUCUCCGCAAUAUGCGACACAUCAUCACGACGUUCCCUUGCUUUGCUUAUCGCACAACAUUAUCGUUAUCCACGCUCGACAUACCUCACGUCUAUCGCUUUCGUUUCAUGGUCCUAAAUGCAGCUUGUAUCGUCUACGUUCGUUCGGUUUCUCGCGUACAGUUUCCAUCUGCUUUGCUGCGCUUAGCGAGCGCUCCCUCUCACGUCCGUUCCCUGACUUCCACUUUCACUGCCUCUGACAUGCGCAAGCGCAUAGUCUCUCAUAUCGCUACGGCUUCCUUCGUUCGUGUGUAAUCAUACAUUCUUGUCAGAUAAUUUCCGGUGUACUAUUAGUAUCGUUUUAGCUGCUACAAAAGAGGUCGAUGCUUCUCCUGUCCCAAACUGCAGUGUAUAUCAUUUGAGCUGUAUCUUGUCCUUUAUGGUCCAAGCCUCAACUGGCCCAUCGCAAAGUGCUAUCCAAAUCUCGCAUGCUACAAAGCCAUCAAUAACAUCUUGCCCUCGUGCGUCUCCCUCCGUACAAUCCAAGGCAACAGAGUGAUCAUCUUUUGAAAUGAUCCUCCCCCCCUCAUUCAGUUGUUCGAAAAUCUUCUGUCGUUCUCCAGCAUCAACAUCAUCGAUAUAGAAUAACGACACAUGUGCCAAAGGCGGCACCGUAUCUUCCCCCAAAGCCUCCUUCAAAUUAUCCCUAAGAGCACUCAACUCUUCAGAGUGAUGCACUGAGAC